GGUAUAACUGGACCAUCCUCAUGACAAGAUGAGACCUACUACAACGCUGCUGAGAUCAGCGUGGAAGGGACCGUUCUUUGUCGCCUUUCCUUCCCUACAAAGCGCACUAAGAGACAACACACCGAUCUUCACCAAAGCCAGAGCAUGCACCAUCUUACCGAACCACAUCGGUGUCCGAUUCAUGGUCCAUAACGGACGGGACUAUCUCCCCGUGACAGUCACGGAAGAAAUGGUGGGACAUAAGUUGGGAGAGUUCUCCGCGACGAGAAAGAGAUUCAGCUACAGGCAAACGAAGAACAAGUAGGCAGUUUUGUCAUACUUCAUUUGCCCAUUUGGAGGAAGAACCCAGAACGUCGGCAUCCCAAAUUCACACUCGGCAUGGAUUCGAUUCAGUACAAACAUCUUUCAGCUUCACUUUGUAUACCUUGCAUACAUAUACCCAUCACAGUUUGCGUGGCAACUCAGCUCAACUUUGUCAAGCUUCACCAUCGCGCCUGGUCCCGAGGCCGGUAGAUAGAGAACAUGCCAUCAAUGCCUGAUAAACGUCUUUCGGAUCUCACGGGAUGCGCAGAUUUCGUGGCUGU
Messenger RNA from Kockovaella imperatae, 584 nucleotides. RefSeq lists its product as hypothetical. The transcript has 3 exons. The record is from RefSeq and is a predicted model, not a curated record. Gene Ontology annotation, cellular component: cytosolic small ribosomal subunit; ribosome. Gene Ontology annotation, biological process: ribosomal small subunit assembly; translation. Bases 29 to 304 code for a protein of 91 amino acids. Lineage: Eukaryota; Fungi; Basidiomycota; Tremellomycetes; Tremellales; Cuniculitremaceae. Gene Ontology annotation, molecular function: RNA binding; structural constituent of ribosome.